Molecule: messenger RNA, 456 nt
Organism: Striga asiatica
Lineage: Eukaryota; Viridiplantae; Streptophyta; Magnoliopsida; Lamiales; Orobanchaceae
Source: the annotation of a GenBank genome assembly
AUGUCGGUCAAUCCGUACACCUCUCUUCCACAAAUGGGAACGUGUACGAAGCUAAUUGAGAUCGAAUCAGCCAAAUUACUGAAAGGGUGCCUCAAGGACGAGUUGAAGAGCUGCGAGCUCCGGCGGUGGCAAGAGAAGGCGAAGAGGAUCAUCCAAUCGGUUCCGACGGCCACCUCUCAGGCCGUGGAGAGUGUAGAUCGGAACGACGCCGUCGUGUAUCCGCCGCAAUCGCGGGAUGAGGUGAAGAGGGUCAUCCAAUCGCUUUCGAUGGUUAAGUUUUUGGUCAUGGAGAGUAUUCCCAUAGAUCCGAACUACGCCGUCAGGUUCCUCAACAAACAGUCGGCGCAAAGAAAAAUUAAGAAGACAAAUUUCGUUACUUGCAGUGAAUUUGUUGCGAGUUGCGAGAGAUCCGUGACUGCGAAAAAGCUUUGUGACAAACAUGUUUUUUUUAGAUGA